AUGGCACCAAAUCCCAAGAUUAAGAAAGCUUGUAAUGCCAUGAAGCUUUUGGGAAUACAAGAGGCGAAAGUAAAAUUGGUCCUCAAGAACCUGCUCGAGGCUUAUGACAAUAAAUGGGAUUUUAUUGAAGCUGAAGAUUAUAAGGUGCUCAUUGAUGCAAUCUUUGAAGAGGAAGAUCUGCAGGCCACUGAAACGAAGAAGAAGCAAGAGAAAAAAGAGAUUAAAAAAUUUGUUGUCAUUAAUCUCACAUUUAGUUGGUUUUUGGUAUUGAAACAAACUCAGCCUUUGGUUACUAAGGAAGAAGACGAAAUUAAUGAAGAGGAAAUUCCUUUGAAUAGGAGAUUGCGCCCAAAGCGGGGAAGAGGUUGUGACAACAACACAAGCCUUAGCAUAUGCAGUGCCAUAUCAAAGAAGCCAAACAAAGAUGCUUCCAAGAUUCAGCCUGAAGAGGAAGAUGAAGAUGAUGAUGAACUACCACCUUUAAAGAGGUACACACGCAGAAGUGGUGAAAGAGGAUUGUCAAUGACUGUGUAUAACAAUGCAAGUCCUAGCUUCAGCAGUCGCAUGUCAAUGGAUCCCGAAGAUGAAAAGGACUCUGAGGACGGUGCACUUAUUAUUCUCAACGAUGAGGAUGAGCCCAAUUCCGAUCAUAAGCCUCUGAUUUCAGAUACAGGGAACUGCUCAGCUCCCAUGCUUGAGAUGGAGAAACCAAAUACUCAUGUGGAAGAACGGGAUAGAGAAACUGAAGAGAUUCUCUGUAUUACUACUACCAAGGAUGUUCCUCCUUCAGCUACUGCUGCUUCGGUUGAAUUAGCUUCUUCGACAUCUGGUGAGGCGAAGAUCUGUUUAACUUUCGCGCCUGCAACUGGAGAAACAACGAAUUUGUGUUUGCCUUCUAUGGAGGCUUUUCGCAGAGCAAUGGAAGAGAAGUGCCUUAAGUCAUACAAAAUUGUUCACCCCGAGUUUUCAGUCCUUGGGUUCAUGAAGGACUUGUGUAGCUGUUACGUAGACAUGGUAAACAAUUCAACCAACCAGUCACUUGAAACAGAAACCGUGAGUAAGGUGGGUGAUGAAAGCGCUGCAGCUUGCACUUCGAUGGGGUUGGUAGUUGUUCCUGAAUGUGAGAUCUCUUCAGAUGGCUGGAGAGCAAUUAACAAUGUAAAGGACAUUACUGUUGGUGAAGAAAACGUUGAGAUUCCAUGGGUGAAUGAGAUCAACGAUGAGACUCCUUCACAUUUCCGUUACAUGCCUCAGAACUUUGUUUUUCAAGAUGCUCCAGUGAAAUUCUCACUCUCAAGUUUCUCUGAUGAGCAAAGCUGUUCCUCUUCUUGUAUCGAAGAUUGCUUGGCUUCGGCAAUGCCUUGCAACUGUGCAAUUGCUGUUGAUAACUUGUUUGCGUACACAGCAGACGGCGUAAUUAAAGAGGAUUUCUUGGAAGCUCGGAUCUCUGAGGCGCGUGAUCAAAGGAAGCAGGUGCCGGAAUUCUGUAAAGAGUGCCCACUGGAGAGAGCUAAAAAAACAGAGAUUUUGGAACCUUGUAAAGGGCAUUUGAAGAGGAAAGCCAUUAAAGAGUGUUGGAUCAAAUGUGGCUGCACUAAAAGAUGUGGUAACCGAGUGGUACAAAGAGGAAUACACAACAAAUUACAGGUGUUUUUCACACCAAAUGGGAAAGGUUGGGGCCUUAGGACAUUGGAGAAAUUGCCUAAAGGGGCAUUUAUUUGUGAGUACAUUGGAGAGAUAUUGACAAUCCCAGAGCUAUACCAGCGUAGCUUCGAAGAUAAACUCAGUUUUCCUGUGAUAUUGGAUGCACAUUGGGGUUCUGAAGAAUGGUUAGAGGAUGACAAAGCUCUGUGUCUUGAUGGGACAAAUAUCGCAAGGUUCCUUAACCACAGAUGUCUUGAUGCAAACUUGAUCGAGAUCCCAGUUUACGUUGAGACUCCAGAUCAGCAUUAUUAUCAUCUUGCAUUUUUCACAACAAGAGACAUCGAGGCAAUGGAGGAACUCACAUGGGAUUAUGGCAUUGACUUUGACGAUGAUGAGUCUCUUAUGAAACCCUUUGAAUGUCUGUGUGGUAGCAGAUUCUGCAGGAACCUGAAGCGAUCAAAGAGGAACAAGCAGAUAAUGAACAGAGCCUGAGAGGAUAAUGAAGAAGAAAAAUGACAUAAGACCUAAUGUAUUUUGGUGAAUGGGACUCUCUCUUAGUUAACAAACCGGUCCCGGUCAGUUGAUUUUGUAGGUUGAACAAAAGCUAAGUUACUUAUUAUGAGAUCAAACUCUGCAUAACUUGAGG
Molecule: messenger RNA, 2290 nt
Organism: Camelina sativa (false flax)
Lineage: Eukaryota; Viridiplantae; Streptophyta; Magnoliopsida; Brassicales; Brassicaceae
Source: RefSeq, a predicted model, not a curated record